AUGGCGUUCCAAGCCCUCACCCUCACACCACUCCCCUUCUCACUCCACAGCUCGAGACGCCGCGUCCGCGUUCGCGUGCUUGCCGUCGCGGCCGACCAGACCCCUCCGCCGCCGCCGGUCCCCCCUUCGGAACCGGCGAACAGCCCUAGCCGCCUCCUUCGGGAGCUCGCGCAGCGGAAGAAGGCCGUAUCCCCUAAGAAGAAGCACCCGCCGCGUCGCUUCAUCCUGAAGCCACCUCUCGACGACGAGCGCCUCACCCGGCGGUUCCUCAGCAGCCCGCAGCUGUCGCUCAAGGCGCUCCCACUGCUCUCUUCCUGCCUCCCCUCCGCGCCGCUCUCCACCGCUGACAGGACCUGGAUGGACGAGUACCUCCUCGAGGCCAAGCAGGCUCUCGGGUACCCGCUCGCGCCCUCGGAGACGCUCGGUGAAGGCGAUGACUGCCCCGCGCGUCAUUUCGAUGUGCUGCUCUACCUCGCGUUCCAGCAUCUGGACCCCUCCUCCGAGCGCACGCGGACGCGGCACGUACGGAACGGCCACUCCAGGCUCUGGUUCUUGGGUCAGUACGUUCUGGAGCUCGCGUUCUGCGAGUUCUUCUUGCAGAGGUAUCCCAGGGAGUCUCCUGGGCCGAUGAGGGAGCGGGUGUUCGCUCUGAUUGGGAAGAAGGUGUUGCCCCGAUGGCUCAAGGCAGCCAGCCUGCACAAUUUGGUCUUCCCCUAUGAUGAUUUGGAUAAGAUGAUACGAAAGGAUCGGGAGCCGCCAUCCAAGGCUGUAUUCUGGGCAAUAUUUGGAGCUAUAUAUUUGUGCUUUGGAAUGCCUGAAGUCUAUCGUGUCCUUUUUGAGGCAUUUGGGAUGGACCCAGACGAUGAGAGCUGUCAGCCAAAAUUGCGUCGUCAACUAGAGGAUGUUGAUUUUGUUUCUGUGGAGUUUGAAAAGAGGCAGCUCACGUGGCAGGAUGUUGCUGCCUACAGGUCGCCACCAGAUGCUCUUUUUGCUCAUCCUAGGCUUUUCCGAGCUUGUGUGCCACCAGGCAUGCAUCGCUUCAGAGGAAAUAUUUGGGAUUUUGACAGUAGACCCAAGGUUAUGAAUACCCUAGGAUAUCCCUUGCCCAUGAAUGACAGAAUUCCAGAAAUCACAGAAGCAAGGAAUAUAGAGCUUGGACUUGGUCUUCAGCUGUGCUUUUCGCACCCGUCAAAACAUAAGUUUGAGCAUCCAAGAUUCUGUUAUGAGCGGCUUGAAUACGUCGGCCAGAAAAUUCAGGUGGCUGGCGGAGAAGCAUCGGAGGAUGUUGAUGAACAAGUAUUGCGGACGGUAUCUGCGGGACAAGCACCUGCAGCACUACAUUAUCUACGGGGAGACAGUGCAAGACAGAUUCGAACACAAUCGACGUCUAAGGAAUCCUUCAACGACCUCUGUCCAGCAAGCGCUACAUGGGCUUGCAUACUGUUCAGCCUAAGGCAGUAUGAGGUGUUUGACUUCGAACAGUUCGAGGUGUUCGAGUUGCUGACCAAUGGCAGCGGUAAAAAUUCUGCGGCUUCUGGAAGUCAUCCAUCCGACAGGAGAUCAUUCAGCUCUGAAGCCUGA
This is a messenger RNA of Miscanthus lutarioriparius, 1581 nucleotides long. Lineage: Eukaryota; Viridiplantae; Streptophyta; Magnoliopsida; Poales; Poaceae. The record is from the annotation of a GenBank genome assembly.